Populus trichocarpa (black cottonwood) is the source of this 1141-nucleotide messenger RNA. Its product is annotated as replication factor C subunit 2-like. Gene Ontology annotation, cellular component: DNA replication factor C complex; nucleus. Gene Ontology annotation, biological process: DNA-templated DNA replication; DNA repair. The transcript has 10 exons. Lineage: Eukaryota; Viridiplantae; Streptophyta; Magnoliopsida; Malpighiales; Salicaceae. Gene Ontology annotation, molecular function: DNA binding; DNA clamp loader activity. The record is from RefSeq and is a predicted model, not a curated record. Bases 231 to 914 code for a protein of 227 amino acids.
AUGGAACUGCCCCUGUAAGCCCCGCAAUUCUUUUUCACAAUCUCACAAACCAACCUAAAAGGCUAAAACUACUAUAUUACUUACUGAUUAUUACGGAGGCGGAGGCGGAGGCAAGGCGCCAUUACUGCAGAGCUUACAACCAUGGUCGACCAAAGCAAGUAAAAGAUGCAGCUCAUCAAGACACCAAGACGAGGUGGUUCGCGUCCUCACUAACACUCUCGAGACUGCAAAUGCCUGAACUCUACAAGUCUAUGGUUUUGGAACUAAAUGCAAGGGAUGACCGUGGAAUCAAUGUUGUUCAGACUAGGAUCAAAGAUUUUGCUGCUGUGGCUGUAGGUUCUGGUCAGUGUCAAGGGAUCAUAGAGCCACUUGCGUCAAGAUGUGCAAAAUUCAGGUUCAAGCCACUUUCAGAAGAAAUCACAAGCAGUCGUAUAUUGCACAUUUGUAAUGAAGAAGGCCUCACUCUGGACGCAGAGGCUCUCUCAACCUUGAGUUCUAUCUCACAAGGUGAUCUUUGCCGGGCUAUCACAUACUUGCAAGGAGCUGCUCGCCUAUUUGGAUCGUCAAUUUCAUCCAAAGACCUUAUAAGUGUAUCUGGGGCCAUUCCGCAAGAGGUUACUGAGGCACUUUAUGAAGCAUGCAAAAGUGGUGACUUUGAUUUGGCGAACAAGGAAGUCAAUAAUAUAAUUGCGGAAGGAUAUCCAGUAUCUCAGAUCCUUGCUCAGUUAUUUGAGGUGGUGGUUGAAGCAGAUGAUUUAUCAAAUGAACGAAAGGCUUGCAUGUGCAAGAGUUUGGCUACAGCUGAUAAAUGUCUCAUUGAUGGUGCUGAUGAGUAUUUGCAGCUGCUGGAUGUGGCUAGCAACACAAUGCGAGCUCUCUGUAACAUGCCACAAGAACGUUAUUAUGAUAGUUAGGUAGCAUUCGAGCUCGGGUUGAGAUGUAGCACAAGGUGAGAUCAUGUAUAAUAUAAUGCUCCACUUUUGGAAACUCUUAACUUCUUCACAAAAGAGUCACCUGCCGAACUUUUUAUGCAUGCACUUUUCUAUCCUUUUCUUCUUCAUAGUGGGAUCAGUGACUACUUAGCCUACUUUCAUGUCUUUGAAUCCUAAUUGAUUAAAAAAUUGAAACAAGCGGUUGAUAA